AUGACGAGCGAGGAGUGUCCUGUGCCGCUGGGGAGCAUUUCCUCAGCAGGGCCAGGGCAGAUUGAGGAAUACAGCUCGGCGCAGGCUGAUGACAUCAUUGAGGAAGUGGGUCCAGGCGAUGAUGUCAGCAUCGGCAGUGACCUAAGCACUCUCGUGGUGCCUUUCCCGGAGCUGGCACCUGUGGUGUUCUUUUGCCUCAAGCAGACCACCUGCCCUCGUAACUGGUGCAUCCGGAUGGUGUCCAGCCCGUGGUUCGAGAGGAUUAGCAUCAUGGUGAUCCUCCUCAACUGUGUGACACUGGGCAUGUACCAGCCCUGCGAGAACAUCGACUGCACCUCGGACCGCUGCCAGAUACUGCAGGCCUUCGAUGCUUUCAUCUACAUCUUCUUUGCCUUGGAGAUGGUGAUAAAGAUGGUGGCUCUUGGGAUCUUUGGUCGCCGCUGUUACCUGGGAGACACCUGGAACAGACUGGACUUCUUCAUCGUCAUGGCUGGGAUGGUGGAGUACUCGCUAGACCUGCAAAACAUCAACUUAUCGGCCAUUCGAACUGUGCGGGUUCUUCGUCCCCUCAAAGCCAUCAACAGAGUGCCAAGUAUGCGUAUCCUGGUGAACCUGCUGCUCGACACUCUACCCAUGCUGGGCAACGUGCUGCUGCUCUGCUUCUUUGUCUUCUUCAUCUUCGGCAUCAUUGGCGUGCAGCUGUGGGCGGGGCUACUGAGGAACCGCUGCUACCUUGAGGAGAACUUCACCCUAUCAUCAGGGAUGACCCUACCACCUCCAUAUUACCAGCCUGAAGAGGAUGAUGAGCGCCCCUUCAUCUGCUCCCUCGCCUCCGAUAAUGGCAUCAUGUCAUGUACUGACGUGCCAGCGAGACGCGAAGGAGGUCGCACAUGUUGCCUGGACAAGGAGGACGCUCUCCACAGACAGGCUCUGGGCCUGAGUCCUGAGCCCAUGUCCAACGGCAGCGGCGCUGGUGACGCCAUGGGGCUGUGCAUUAACUGGAACCAGUAUUACACUCGCUGCCACACGGGGAACACUAACCCCCAUAAAGGUGCCAUCAACUUUGACAACAUUGUUUAUGCUUGGAUCGUAAUAUUUCAGGUGAUCACUCUGGAGGGCUGGGUAGAGAUCAUGUAUUACGUAAUGGACGCCCAUUCCUUCUACAACUUCAUCUACUUCAUCCUACUCAUCAUUAUUGGUUCAUUCUUCAUGAUCAACCUGUGCCUGGUGGUUAUCGCCACUCAGUUCUCAGAGACCAAACAGCGGGAACACCAGCUGAUGCAGGAGCAAAGGGCACAAUGCCUGUCCUCGUCCACACUAGCCAGCAUGGCCGAGCCAGGAGAUUGCUAUGAGGAGAUCUUCCAGCUGGUCUGCCAUGUCCUCCGCAAGGCUAAGAGGAGAUCAGCAGCUCUCUACUACACACUGAGGGGCAAGCCCCCGCCGGCUGGUGGAGGCAGGGGUAAUAGGCGUGGUGGAGGGAAUGUGAACGGAGAGCGGCAUCAUUCGAGGCAACAAAGAUUAUCCCAUUGUCCACACCAAAGCAAACCAGACCAUGAUUCCCAGCCACUAGCCAACUCCAUCAGUCUGACUGUGCCUCAGAGUCCUGAGGACUGCCCCAUAUGUGCAUUAUCACUAAAAGAGGGGACGAGGGCUGUGGGAGAGUCCGCCAACGAAGAAGAAGAUGAUGAAGAUGCUGUGAAGGAGACAGACAAGGAGGAGAACCACUUACAGGAGAGGGGGGAGGCAGAGAGGAAGAGGAGGAGGACAUGCUUUAGACACUGUGCAGAAAUUUGGAAGGAUAUGAGGAGGAAACUUUGGGGGAUUGUGGAGAGCAAGUACUUCAGCAGGGGGAUUAUGAUCGCUAUCCUCAUCAACACCAUCAGCAUGGGCAUCGAGCAUCAUAACCAGCCUGAUGAGCUGACUAAUGUCCUGGAGAUCUGCAACAUUGUCUUCACCAGCAUGUUCACCCUAGAGAUGAUCCUAAAGCUGACUGCUUUUGGCUUCUUUGAGUACCUGAGGAACCCCUAUAACAUCUUUGACGGCAUCAUUGUCAUUAUCAGUGUGUGUGAGAUCAUAGGCCAGGCAGACGGCGGUCUGUCAGUGCUGAGGACCUUCAGACUGCUGAGGGUCAUUAAACUGGUGAGGUUCAUGCCUGCACUGAGACGGCAGCUGGUCGUUCUGAUGAAGACUAUGGACAACGUGGCCACCUUCUGCAUGCUACUCAUGCUCUUCAUUUUCAUCUUCAGUAUCCUGGGGAUGCACAUCUUUGGUUGUAAGUUCAGUCUGAAGACAGAGGCAGGAGACACUGUGCCUGACAGAAAGAACUUCGACUCCCUGUUGUGGGCCAUUGUCACUGUCUUUCAGAUUCUGACUCAGGAGGACUGGAACAUGGUACUGUACAAUGGCAUGGCCUCCACCUCGCCCUGUGCAGCCCUUUAUUUUGUAGCACUGAUGACAUUUGGAAACUAUGUGCUCUUCAAUUUACUGGUGGCCAUCUUGGUUGAGGGUUUCCAAGCUGAGGGUGAUGCAAACCGCUCUUACUCGGAUGACGACAGGUCUUCAUGUAAUUUUGAGGAACACGAGAAACCGAAAGACUCCCUGCAUGUCUCAGACCCAAAAAUCUGUACGCUGACCCCUAACGGUCACCUGGACUUGUCUGCGCUGCCUGCUGGUCUGUUUCCAGGGGAGAGGUUGACUUUUGCUCUUGGGUCAAGGAAGAACAGUGUGAUUUCACUUGGAAGGGCCAACCUGGAGCAGAGGGCUAUGUAUCCAUUCCGGGGUUACCAUAACUGGGGUCGCCCUCUUCCUCCCCAGCCUCAGGCCUUGUGGGCCCGUCGCUCCAGCUGGAACAGCCUGGGAGGGGUCCGCCCCUGCUCUUCAUCAUCCCCCUCCUCCAGCCCAGCAUACACCCCCACCUCCACAAGGCCCUUUUACAACUACGGCCUGGCAGGUCUAGGAGGGGUGGUGGGAGGAAGCCUUCGUGUCCGGGGUCCUCGUGCCUCUUCAUCCCCGCACCGUCACCUCCAUCAUAUCCAUCCAGAUGAGGAGGAGGCUCUUCUCUCUCCUCCUGCUGUUGCUCCCCAUGCUCUUCACGUUCCUCAUCCUAUGGUUCCGGGCCGUUUUGUACCCAGGAGGGACCGCAGAGCUCUUUCACUAGAACUUCCGCACCUGCUGCAAGUCCCAGCUCCCCCACACACUCCACUGCCACCCCAACACACACUGUCCCCUAUGACGCUGCAUGCUCACCGUAGGAAGAAGAGCUUCUCGGGGGGAGAUGGUGGUGCACGUGAUACUCUGGGUGGAAUGGGAGGGGUGCACCAAGACUGUAAUGGGAAGACUCCCUUGUCGCAGCUUCUCCAGCCCCCCUCUAGACACCAGACUGAACAAGCUGGAGGACCCAGUUCCCAAAACCAGCUGCUGGCUGAGGUCUUCCCACAGGUUAACACCCGCAGCAAGGACCGGGAGGACCUGGAUGAUGACAUUGAAUAUAGCUUGUGUUUCCGCAUCCAGAAGAUGUUAGAAGCUUACAGACCAGACUGGUGUGAGUCGAGAGAGGAUUGGUCUGUUUUUCUCUUCUCUCCGCAGAACAAGUUCAGGCAGAUGUGUCAGUCCAUCAUCGCUCAUAAGCUGUUUGACUACGUGGUGCUGGCAUUCAUAUUUUCCAACUGCAUCACAGUGGCUCUGGAGAGACCUAAGAUACUACAGGGCAGCUUGGAAAGAGUAUUUCUCACCGUUUCCAACUACAUCUUUACUGCCAUUUUUGUGGGCGAGAUGACACUCAAGGUGGUUUCCAUGGGUCUCUAUAUGGGUGAACAAGCGUAUUUGAGGAGCAGUUGGAAUAUUUUGGAUGGUUUCCUGGUUUUUGUGUCUUUGAUUGACAUUGUUGUGUCCAUGGCGGGUGGAGCUAAGAUCCUCGGUGUGCUUAGAGUACUCAGGCUACUCCGAACAUUGCGUCCACUCAGAGUGAUUAGCAGAGCUCCAGGUCUGAAGCUGGUGGUGGAGACCCUCAUCACUUCUCUCAAACCCAUCGGCAACAUCGUCCUCAUCUGCUGUGCUUUCUUCAUCAUCUUUGGUAUUCUUGGGGUACAGCUGUUUAAAGGCAAGUUCUUCUACUGCUUCGGCCCUGAUAUCAAAAACAUCACCAACAAGUCUGACUGUCUACAGGCCAACUACAAGUGGGUCCACCACAAAUACAACUUUGACAACCUGGGGCAGGCUCUGAUGUCGCUGUUUGUUUUAGCCUCCAAGGACGGAUGGGUGAACAUUAUGUAUCAUGGCCUUGAUGCUGUGGGUGUUGAUCAACAGCCCGUGACCAACAACAACCCCUGGAUGCUGCUGUAUUUCAUCUCCUUCCUCCUCAUCGUCAGCUUCUUCGUCCUCAACAUGUUUGUCGGCGUGGUGGUGGAAAACUUUCACAAGUGCCGCCAACACCAGGAGGUGGAAGAGGCCAAGAGGCGUGAGGAGAAACGUCAGCGGCGAAUGGAAAAGAAACGGAGAAAGGCUCAGAAGCUCCCCUACUAUGCCAGCUAUGGCCACAUGCGCCUGAUGAUCCACACACUGUGCACAAACCACUACCUGGACCUCAUCAUCACCUUCAUCAUCUGCAUCAAUGUCAUCACUAUGUCUCUGGAGCACUACAAUCAACCUCAUUCUCUGGAUCUCGCCCUGAAGUACUGCAACUAUUUCUUCACCUCCACUUUUGUGCUGGAAGCAGUGCUUAAACUCAUCGCCUUCGGCUUCCGACGCUUCUUCAAAGACAGGUGGAACCAGUUGGACUUGGCCAUUGUUCUUCUGUCAGUGAUGGGUAUCAUAUUAGAGGAGAUUGAAAUCAGUGCUGCCCUACCUAUCAACCCGACUAUCAUCAGGAUCAUGCGAGUACUGAGAAUAGCACGAGUGCUGAAGCUGCUGAAGAUGGCAACAGGAAUGAGAGCCCUGCUGGAUACUGUGGUCCAAGCCCUGCCUCAGGUGGGUAACCUGGGCCUGCUCUUCAUGCUGCUGUUUUUCAUCUACGCCGCCUUAGGAGUAGAGCUGUUUGGAGAACUUGUUUGCAAUGCAGACUACCCGUGUGAGGGUAUGAGUCGUCACGCAACCUUUGAAAACUUUGGCAUGGCCUUCCUUACCUUAUUUCAAGUCUCAACGGGCGAUAACUGGAAUGGCAUCAUGAAGGACACAUUGCGGGAGUGUCCACCAGACCACGGCACUGAUGUGGACUAUGCCUGCAAUCCGAGCCUUCAGUUUAUUUCGCCCAUGUACUUUGUCUCCUUUGUGCUCACCGCCCAGUUCGUGCUCAUCAACGUGGUGGUGGCUGUGCUGAUGAAGCACCUGGACGACUCCAACAAGGAGGCCCAAGAGGAGGCGGAGAUGGAUGCAGAAAUUGAGCUGGAGCUGGCCCAGGGCACCCUCUGUUGCAUGGGCGCCCCCGGCUGUGGGGGUGGGGGGGUGGAAAAAGGACUUGUUGCUGCCGGGUUGGGGCCUGGAGGCACCGCGGCAGGAAAGGACAGAGGAAGCAUGAGAGGAGAGAGGGGAGAAGGAAUGAGGAAGAUGCGACACGGGGCCGCCACAGCACCGUACGGUUCCCAGGACUCCAGCCGGACCCUCUACUCACCAGCACAAGAGAGCCAGUGGCUGGACAGCGUAUCUCUCCUGAUUAAGGACACUUUGGAGGGGGAGAUGCUGAUGAUCGACAACCUCUCUGGUUCUGUCUUCCACCACUACUCCUCUCCUCCACCCAUCUGCAAAGACUGCAAGGGCCACCCACAAGAGCAGAUCAGGAUGGCAGAGAUUGAGCUGGCAUCGCUGAAGUCGGAUCAACAGUCAGACAAGUCUUCGUCCCCUGUCCUGCCAGAUGACCUCAGCUUGGACGAACACACUGCCUACCAGCUGCUGGCAAGAGAUGGAAAAGGAAGGUUCAGCAGUGACUCCCAUAGUUCAGAGGAGGCCGUCGGUGGAAGGGUUCGUUCAGGAGGCCACCAGACUCACAUCGUGGUGCAAAGUCAGGUACAGGGUCUGGGCAAACCCUGCCUGGACAUUAGCACCGGCCUCGAGAUGGAGACGGUGCUACAGGAGAUGGAGGCGCAAACAAAUCAACCCCGUAUGCGCUCACCUCACUGUAGCCCUGGUGGUGUUUCCAGCAGCAGCAACAAGGACAGAACCAGUGAAGGAGGAGCCAGUGGCUUUUCCCCUCUCCUCCAUCUGCCUGCAGAGUUCUUUCACCCUGCAGGAGCAGUGAUCCCAGCACCUCCCCGCAGCAGGAGCCUAAGGUUGUCAAGGGGCCUUAGGCUCACCUCCCCAGCUUCCUGGGCUUCCCUUCGCUCCCCAGGAGCCCACAGCAAGAUACUCUGCACACAGUAUCCAUCCCACAGUGAUUCAUCCCUUGCCACAGGCAGCUCUGAGGGCAGCCUACAGACCACCCUGGAAGAAGGACUGAGCUUCAGUGUUUCUCCACCACAGAACUUGGAGUUGCCUUUGCCAGCAGCUCCUCUGCCACUCGUGUGUCCAGGCCCGCUGCCUGAAGACAGAACCAUUUCCUCUCCAGUCCAGACCCUGAGACCGAGGCCGAGCCCCUCAUCAGCUCUAACCCUCCAAGCCACCAGAGGACAUCAGCGGAGCCAGAGCAGCGGAAGAGGUAGCACCAGUCCAGGCUACACCCGUGAUGACUCAAUUGACCCCUCAGAUGAGGACCUAGGGAUAGUCAUUGGCUCAUCCAUUGGAGGUUGUGGCUCUAGCCAAGCUGGUAACAGUGAACACUUGUCAGAGACACUGAGCAGCUUGUCGCUGACAUCACUCCUGUCGCCCAGCUCCUUGGUGUACCCCGGAGGAGCCGUGAAGAAGUGCAACAGCACAGGUAGCUUGGACCAAGGGGGGAUGCUACUAUCUUCUCGGGGUAGGGAGAGCCGUAGAGAGAUUCUGGGCCUGGAACUUAUGAACCGCCAGGGCUACUUGGCCAACCCCUGGACAGGGGUAUUAGCUGAGACAAGAAGAGAAGGAGGAAGCAGGGAAAUUGGAGAUGGAGAGCAAGGGUUGAAAGGAAAGAGCUCAAGCCAAACAACAGUGGGGCCUUGUCGGAAAAACAGAUGAAACCUGCUGUUUACUCUUUUUUGUCUUUCCAUUCCUUGGAUCUAAACCCAUUGCUGUCCCUCUCACUCUCUCUGCUCGCUUCAGUGAGAGAGAGGCUUGAUGACACGUGAUGUCCUGUAUUCCAAACCCUCAUUUUGCCCCCACAGCUCCUUUCUAUACAUUUGUGACAAGCCUUUGUCCUACUUUGUGCUACCUAGGGGAGUGGUUUUGGUUAUAGUCUGCCGGUGUAAGUGGCCUGUGGAGUUUAGGCCAAAGGGCUGAUGACAGGCCCUUAUACCCUCUGAGGAGCUGUACCUGUAGAGGAAGCAUGGAAGGCUCUGCUGCCAUUGGAAGACCAGGAGGCCCAAUCAUAUCAGGGAGAUGAAAAGGAGCAGAGAGAAAAGAGCUCAACCUCAAAAACACAAGGAAAAUGUUGUCGCUUGACCAUAUUUGCUUUUCAUCGGGUCGGGUUCACCGAGGUUGAAAAUGCAAAAAUAGAAGUACCCAAACUGAGAUACCUAUCCAUGCCAACAGAAACUGUUUUGAUUCAUUUAUUUGUCGGAGGCAGUGCAGCAAGUAGGUGGGAGGAGACUCAGAGAUGGCGGAAUAUAUCAAGGCGGAAGGAAGGAAGGAAGGAAGGCUGGGAAAGGAGAAGGCAGGUCAUACGUUUGGCUAGGAAAGCAGAAAGCGGAUCUAAUGUCCAUCUGUUCUGGCAGACGGAAACAACAGGUCCUACUCACUCUGGCACGGAACCUUCUGCUGAGAUCAGAGUAAAAUGUGAGGUGGAGGAGAGUUCAAGAGUGUGUGCUCGUAAUGUGUGUUUGUGUGCGAGAGCGCUGCCUCAGGUAUCGAAGGCAUAAAUUAAAUCAUUCUCAUCACUUCACCGUACCUCUGUAUUUUUGAAACAGCAGAUAGGUAUUGACUGAUCAAAGCUUCGUGCCUCUGUCAAUUUGGUCUUGAGUGGCAGUGGAAAAUGAAAAGAAAUUGAUAGAUUGCAGAGGUAUAACCUUGCAUGGACUGUUUUGUGAAAUUGGUUAUUUUUUUUUGUUCUAUCUCCAGCAUCUCUCACCCAUUCAAACAUGAAGAAAAAAGUAUUAAAGAGAGCUAGGUUGAAUGGAGCUUUACGAACCCCAUCAGAGAAGACAACAAUGUGUCCGUGGGGCAGCCUUGUGUGCACCAACAAACAUUCAUUGCUACAUAAUGAAGUGAGACUUGAAGCACACUCCUUUUGACACCACUUCCUCUCACCAUGCUUAAGGAUUUGAGAUGACCGGACAAAACCACAAGAGAUGCGAGGGACCUUGACUGCAUGAUGGAAUUGCAUUUAUUAAGAUUUUUAUCUAUAUACCGAAGUGUAUCAAGAUGUCAAUGUUGAGUGAUAACCAUGUGAUUUCUAUUCCACUAUUUUUGUAGAAAAGAGAAUAGGCACGUGCAAGUGUUGCCAUUACUUUGUCCCUCCUUAAUUUGACCCUCACAGUCUUUGACUCGUUGUCUAGGACUUUUUGUCUGCCAGUGGCUUCCAGUUUUAUAACAUUUUUUAAAAAGGUGUGGAUAGUGUAUAAAACAACGAAGCAAAAAAUUUCAAACUAACUUUGUGCGCUGAAGUUCCCUCCAGCACAUUUCUCUUUGGGAAUACUGGUUCCACUUUUUUUUCAGACGUUGGAGUACCAGGGGACAACCAGAGAUGGGAACAGCCAUAAUCACUCAGCACAUGAGGAUCGUUCUAGCUCACAGACAUUCCUGGCUGCGCACCGGGAACUUUGUUUGCUUUUAGCUUCCUAUGAAUAGCGUAAACCAUCUCUAUCAAAGCUUUAUUUUAAGAGUUACAGCACAACAUAUCGAUAACGGACACAUUAGUGUUCCUUAAGCAUGGUUCUGGGAUUGCAAUACAGUAUGCUUAUUCUUGAAAUGACACCAUGAUGCACUCAUCUUGUCUUCUUCAUCUGUCAACACAUACAGUACAUUGUAGCAACCCUUUCACACACCAUAGUUUAAUAUCAAAAGCUGACACUGUAACAAUGAGCAGAAUUUGCAUCUUUCAAUGCAAACUUACUUUGGCUUCUGCCACUUGAUUAAUGACAUCAUCCAAAUAUGAGAUGCUCAUCUUUAAGCCUGAUUUCUAGAGGUAGACUGUUGUAUCCCUAGUGUUUUAAACUUUGAUUUAUUUAUUUUUUAAUUUCUCAAAAAGAAUGAGUUGAUGUGAGAAAGGGUUUGACCUUUUUUAUCAUGCAAAAUCACUUUGAUGACUAUGUUUUAUCUAUGGUGUUGGGUAUUAAUGAGUGAUAGUAAAGACAGUUGUGUGUGUUUGUAUGUGUGUGCGUUUGUGCAUUUAUGCAUGUGUGCGUGUGUAUUUAUGACUUCAGGUGAAGUGACUGCCUUUUCCUGAAGUGUCCUGUUUGUCAGAGAGGAAACAUGAGAUUAAAAGGUUAAAGAGGGACAACAAGAAGCAACCAAGGGCUGUUUUAGCUUCAAAGAUAUAGCCUCCGAUCUUUCUGAGACAAAUCCUUUUGUCAGUGAAUAUGGCAUCAAAGGUUAAAGCCUGAUUACACAGCAAUAAAUGUUCUAUGUGUAUGCCCUGAGUAAAUGAUGUCAAUGUGAUUUUUAUCUCCUCAGAAUACAACAGUAUUCACUGCUGUCUGUUUUUUCAUCAAGUUUGUCAACUUACAGCUAAUCAGAUAGCACCUCUGCCCUCUCAGAGACCAAUCACUACAGAGAAGGGCAGCAAUUGGACAACAUGAACAAAUGAGGCUAUUGAACUCAGGUUGGGGGGUAAAAACCACUAGAAAUUUUAAAGACAGCUGUAAAGGUGUGCACAGACUGAAUGCAAAGCAAAUUUUGUACUUGCUUUAUUCGCACAACUUUGACUGCUGCUUUUUUACACAACCAAUUCGCCAUCAAGACUAGCGUUAGCUGUAACCGGCUAACAACGCACCAUUUUUGUGUGUGAGCAGAGUGUGCCUUUGUACAUUAUAUAUGUGCUAUAGCUCUGACUCUACCAACAACACAUAUUGUUUCUGCUGAACUCCCCUCAAUUGAAUUGGUGUAAAAUAGCUCGAGUUAAGCACACAUUUUACCUCAAUUUUCAGCAUUUUCAACUUGUGAGGAUGUGUUUUUGCUUCAGUUAACGCUGCCGUACUGUACAUCCCCACAGUCAAAUUUGUAUACGAACAUGCUGCCUUUAGAAUUUGCUUUGUCUUCAGUCUAAACACACUUUAAGAGAGUGCGGUUCACAUUUGUACAUAUCUUUGUAUUUUGAUCUGCAUGUGUGCAUUGCUGCCAGUGACCAUGAUUAUAUCAUUAGUAUGCAUUUCAUAAAAUUGUACAAAGAUAAAGGGAAUGCCCCAGUGUUUCUUGAUCACUGCAAUGAAACCACACCAUGAACAAAAGUCGGUCUAAAGGCCUUUACACACUUUGGACAAAUAAAACGCAUAAAAAUGUGAA
Messenger RNA from Sphaeramia orbicularis (orbiculate cardinalfish), 10497 nucleotides. It is a transcript of the gene cacna1ia, whose product is annotated as calcium voltage-gated channel subunit alpha1 Ia. NCBI's taxonomy places the organism in Eukaryota, Metazoa, Chordata, Actinopteri, Kurtiformes, Apogonidae. The record is from RefSeq and is a predicted model, not a curated record. Gene Ontology annotation, cellular component: neuron projection; plasma membrane; voltage-gated sodium channel complex. Gene Ontology annotation, biological process: positive regulation of calcium ion-dependent exocytosis; calcium ion import; calcium ion transmembrane transport. Gene Ontology annotation, molecular function: low voltage-gated calcium channel activity; voltage-gated sodium channel activity. Bases 1 to 7077 code for a protein of 2358 amino acids. The transcript is spliced from 36 exons.